This is a messenger RNA of Ornithorhynchus anatinus (platypus), 3597 nucleotides long. It is a transcript of the gene TMEM63A, whose product is annotated as transmembrane protein 63A. The transcript has 24 exons. The record is from RefSeq and is a predicted model, not a curated record. Gene Ontology annotation, cellular component: plasma membrane. Gene Ontology annotation, molecular function: nucleic acid binding; calcium-activated cation channel activity. Bases 298 to 2703 code for a protein of 801 amino acids. NCBI's taxonomy places the organism in Eukaryota, Metazoa, Chordata, Mammalia, Monotremata, Ornithorhynchidae.
GUUUCACUUCGGAAGUUUGGAGGGGUCCGGUCGCUCGCUCGCCCGCUCGCCUGCUCGUCCACCCGCUCGCCCACCCGCCCCGAGCCUUCCCCGGGGGCUGCAGCCCACGCCCCAGAAUCAACCAGGAAGCUUCGAAUUUCUCAGGAGCUCACUGGCCUGAAGAACCCGGAAGGAAAUGAUUUACUGAAGUGUUGUUCAGCUGACAGCCCCAAUGCUCCCUACCCUUCUGGGUUUGUGGACACCGGAGUCGUCACAGGCAGAGACCGUUUUUUCAGGAUCCACGAGAGGAGCAGAAAGAUGACUGGCUUUCCUGAUCUGAACCUCUGGCGUUCACGGGCGGUCUCCAUCUGGAGCCGGGAGAGCCUUGGCGUCGGGGACAAGCCCAAUGAGAGCUAUUGCUAUAGCACGGCCCGGGAAAGCACGGUGCUCCAGGGAGUGACCUUCGGUGGAAUUCCCACUGUCCUGCUCAUCGACGUCUGCUGCUUCUUGAUUUUAAUAUUCGUGUUUACCGUCAUUCGGAAGAGAUUCUGGGAUUAUGGCCGAAUUGCCCUUGUUUCAGAAGCGGAGAGUGAGUCCAGUUAUCAACGAUUGUCUUCCUCCUCCUCCUCCUCACAUCUAGACUUUGAAAGUGACUGGGGGUGGUGUUCAUGGCUAACUGCUGUCUUCCGAAUGCAGGAUGAGGAGAUCCAGGAGCGGUGUGGAGAUGAUGCCAUUCACUACCUGGCCUUCCAGCGCCACAUCAUCUUCCUGCUGGUGGUGAUCAAUGUCCUGUCGUUGUGUGUCAUCCUGCCCGUCAACCUGUCUGGGGACUUAUUGGAUAAAGAUCCUUACAAUUUUGGGAGAACAACGAUAGCGAAUUUGCAGACUGGCAAUGACCUUCUGUGGCUGCACACCAUCUUUGCGGUGGUUUAUCUCAUCCUCACGGUCCUCUUCAUGAAGCACCACAUGCAGUCCAUCAAGUACAAAGAGGAAAGCCUGGUGAGGCGCACCCUGUUCAUAACGGGGCUCCCCAGAGAUGUCCAGAAAGAGGCGGUCGAGAACCACUUCAGGGAUGCCUACCCGACCUGCAGGGUAGUGGAGGUCCAGCUGUGCUACAGCGUGGCCAGGCUGAUUUACCUGUCCAAGGAGAGGAAGAAAGCCGAGAAAAGCCUGACCUACUUCACAAAUCUGCAGAAUAAAACCGGUCGGCACACCCUGAUCAACCCGAAGCCCUGUGGUCAGUUCUGCUGCUGUGAAGUUCAGGGAUGUGAACGGGAGGAUGCCGUUUCCUACUACAGCAGGAUGAAGGAUGACCUCAUGGAAAAGUUCUUGCAGGAGGAACAGGCUGUUCAGAACCAUCCCUUGGGAAUGGCCUUCGUCACCUUUCAGGACAAAUUGAUGGCCAAAUACAUCCUUAAAGACUUCAACGCCUGCAAGUGUCAAGGCUGCCUGUGCCAAGGAGAGCCUCAGCCAUCCUCCUAUAGCAAAGACCUCCACAUCUCCAGCUGGAAUGUCAACUUUGCCACCUACCCAGAGGAUAUCUGCUGGAAGAACCUCUCCAUCCAGGGCCCUCGCUGGUGGCUCCAGUGCUUGGGCAUCAACUUCCUUCUCUUCGUGGUGCUCUUCUUCCUGACCACACCCUCCAUCAUUAUCUCCACCAUGGACAAGUUCAACGUCACCAAGCCCAUCCGCUACCUGAACGAUCCGAUAAUCAGCCAGUUCUUCCCAACGCUCCUCCUGUGGGCCUUCUCAGCGCUGCUGCCAACCAUUGUCUAUUACUCCACCCUGCUGGAGUGCCACUGGAGCAAAUCGGGAGAAAACCGGAUCAUGAUGACCAAAGUCUACAUUUUCUUGAUCUUUAUGGUGCUGAUUUUACCUUCCCUUGGUUUGACCAGUUUGGACUUUUUCUUCCGCUGGCUGUUUGACAGAGCCUCAGCCGAGCCGUCGGUUAGGCUGGAGUGUGUCUUCCUGCCCGACCAGGGGGCCUUCUUCGUGAACUAUGUCAUUGCCUCUGCCUUUAUCGGCAAUGCCAUGGAGCUCCUUCGCCUGCCCGGUCUCAUCCUCUACACCAUCCGCAUGGUCACAGCCAAGACCGCUGCGGAUCAGAGGAACCUCAAACAGCACCAGGCAUUUGAGUACGAGUUUGGGGUGAUGUAUGCCUGGAUGCUGUGUGUGUUCUCCGUCAUCAUGGCCUACAGCAUCACCUGCCCCAUCAUCGUACCCUUUGGUCUCAUCUAUAUCCUGCUCAAACACAUGGUGGAUCGCCACAACCUAUACUUUGCCUACCUCCCCACCAAGCUGGAGAAGAAGAUUCACUUCGCAGCGGUGAACCAGGCCCUAGCAGCCCCCAUCCUCUGCCUCUUCUGGUUGUACUUCUUCUCCUUCCUCCGACUAGGCUUCAAAGCUCCCACGUCCCUCUUCACGUUUCUCGUUGUGCUCCUCACCAUCCUCAUUUGCGUAGCCUACACCUGUUUCAGCUGCUUCAAGCAUCUGAGCCCUUUGAAUUACAAGAUAGAUGACUCAGCAAGCGACCGAGGAAAUGAAACAGAAGCAUCAACAGCUCCACAAUCAGCUAUGUACGUCCCCCGAGUCCUGUUCACUUCAGAGAAGAGCACCCUGGCCCCUCAGGAGCAGCUGACCUACGGCGCCAUCAGCGAGCCCCCGGCCAGCCGGGCCAGUCCCACGAGGCCUGGAGACUUUGGGCCGACCUUCCAGAAAGCCUAAAAGGGAUCCGAGCUUCCCAGGCUGGCCACAAGGUGGAGAAGUGGGUCUGGCCGGGGACAAGAAAGUGGCCUCGGAGCCCCAGAAGCUCGGGGUCCUGGGUUCUGGGCCGGGCCCUUUCAAGUUUCCUACCCUGCUCAGCCCUGCUCUGCUCUGCCCUGCUAAGGGAAGGCGCAGCAGUAACAGGGUCCGAGGCUGAGACUUGACUGUCUCCAUAUCCCCCUUCUUCCUCCUGAGCUGGACGGAGGGCUGGCUGGUGGUGGGCUUUCCCCGGGGGAUGGAGGGCAGACACCCAAAAAGCUUCCACCCCUUGCCCCCACACCACCCCUUCAGGGCCAGCUGGGAUGAUGCCUCCUGGCUUUUAACCAGACCCAUAUUUAUUUUGUCGUCUGCCUGGGUGGGAUUGCCAGGGCCGUAGCCUGUGCCAGAAGUGGAGGAAUCGUUGGGUGAGAGUAGAGCUGUCCGAAUGCCUUCCUUAUGGGCAGCUUCGCUCCCCCUUCCUAUCCUUCCCCCGCCCACGCAUCCCCACCCAACCCGUUUUGUGGCCAAGGCCCCUCUGGACCAGUGAGGGAAACGAGACUCUUCUUCCCCCAUUUCCGGCGAGGGCUGCCCAGCCAACUCAGGACCAGCCCGGCCCGGGCCAUCACUAGUGAAGAGUGGAAAUGUUUUCUGCACUCUCCUUUUCUUUUUAAAUUCUUGGAUUACACCAAAGACUGCACCUGUGUCUGCCAGCUUCCAGCCUAGCCGGUACGUGGGCGGCAGGGGUCGGGGGGGGGGCUUACUGAUGCUAGACAUGUGUGGGUUCAGUCUGCCAAAAGCCUGUAUUUUUGCUAAAAGGGAAUUGGGCAUUAAUGCUAAUGAGUGUCACUUAAUAAAGUACGUACAUGUGAGAGAUUG